GAAAAACAUAAUCUUGAUGAUGCAAGGAUGUGAAAGCCCCACUGUACCUUAACAACACAACUUCAUAAUUGAUGAUGAAAUGUAGAUAACUUGAUCCUCAAUUGUCAGUUGAAGGAGUCUUAGUUUUGAAGCCAGUAGCACUAGCAAGCACAUCUAGACCAAGAUAUCAUUAUUUUUAAACAAGUUAUUUCUAUAUUUGGAGAGUCAAUGGAGUUAGCAAGCUGGAAAAAGGCGAACAGUGUUAAAAUUCACAUAUUAUCAAUGUUUUACGUAACAGCAAACAGUAACAAUCUUUGUAGUAAUUCAUUUCGGGACACUGUUGUCAGUCGGACUCCGAGUGAACAAAAUAUGAAUUAAAACUGAAAGUUUUGAUUUACUGUGUAUUCAUUGUAUUGGAUAAAGAUAAUUGUACAGAAGUUUGUUGAACGAAAUUAGGAGCUUUGAUUAUUAGGUUAAUGACCUGUUCCGUCCAAAGUUUUAUCCGUCUUCAUUAGCCCUAUCGGAGCAGAACAGUAAAACGUUCAACCUCAUUUCAUUUCCAAAGUAUUAUUUGAUUAGAUCAUAGUAUUUGAUCUCUCAGUUUGCAAUAAAGCUCAAGUUGAUUAAAGUCAAGGAAUCUCUGUGAACCAUUCUUCGAGAUGAAUUAUACUUUCACACAAAACAUGUUUUCAAGUCAAGAUAUGGUGCUGGUUUGUCGUACAGAAAAAGAAUAUAAAAUUCAUGAAAAAAUGAAAGAAAUUGGAGAUGGAAUUAAAAAACUUAAAAAAGAAAAAUUAGAAGGAUUCAGAGAAAAGAUAAGUGAAGAAGUAGCCAAGUUAUUGGAGCUUAAAGCUAGUCUUCCAGAUGAAGGUCAAAAGAAGUUUGUUCUCAAAACCCCAAAGGGUACAAGAGAUUUUAAUCCUUAUCAGAUGUCAAUUAGAGAGGGGGCGUUUACCAAGAUUAUAGCAGCAUUUAAACGUCAUGGUGCUGAAACAAUUGACACACCUGUUUUUGAAUUAAAGGAAACUUUAACUGGGAAAUAUGGAGAAGAUUCUAAGUUAAUUUAUGAUUUAGCUGAUCAAGGGGGAGAACUUCUGUCAUUAAGAUAUGAUUUAACUGUACCAUUUGCACGUUAUUUAGCCAUGAACAAAAUCACCAAUAUUAAAAGAUACCACAUAGCAAAAGUAUACCGAAGAGAUAACCCAGCCAUGACAAGAGGAAGAUACAGAGAAUUUUAUCAAUGCGAUUUUGAUAUUGCUGGUCAGUUUGAUCCUAUGAUACCAGAUGCUGAGUGUGUUAAAAUAGUUGCUGAAAUUCUCGAGAGUUUAGAAUUAGGAGAUUAUGUAGUAAAGGUAAAUGAUCGUAAAAUAUUAGAUGGUAUGUUUGCUGCUUGUGGUGUACCAGAAGAUAAAUUCCGAUCUAUUUGUUCAGCUGUAGAUAAAUUAGAUAAGACAUUUUGGUCCGAUGUACGAGCUGAGAUGAUUGAUGAGAAAGGGUUAGAUCCAGUAGCAGCAGAUAAAAUAGGAAAAUAUGUUGAACUUAAAGGAGGAUUAGAUUUAGUAGAUAAAUUAUUACAAGAUGAGAAUUUAAUAAAAGAAUCCAGUGCUAAACAAGGUCUAGAAGAUAUGAAAUUAUUACUCAAAUAUUGUGAAUUGUUUGGUGUAUUAGAUAAGGUUAGCUUUGAUUUAAGUUUAGCACGAGGUUUAGAUUAUUAUACAGGUGUUAUUUAUGAAGCUGUUUUAUUAGGGUUUUCCCAUACACCUGGCACUGAGUCGGAAGAGACUAUUGGUGUAGGUAGUGUAGCAGGAGGUGGAAGAUAUGAUAAAUUAGUUGGAAUGUUUGAUCCUAAAAAUAAAAUAGUUCCUUGUGUUGGUGUUAGUAUUGGUAUUGAGAGAAUCUUCUCUAUUCUAGAGGCUAGAGCGAUGGCUUCCGAGAAGAAAGGCCGUACUACAUCAACAGAAGUAUAUGUUAUAUCUGCUCAGAAAAAUAUGUUAGAACAUCGAUUACAAUUAUGUAAAGAAUUGUGGGAUAGUGAUAUUAAGACAGAACAAUCAUACAAGAAAAACCCGAAGAUGUUAGACCAGUUCCAAGCCUGUGAAAAUAAUGGAAUACCCUUAGCUGUUAUUAUAGGAGAUUCUGAAAUCAAAAAUAAUGUUGUUAAAUUAAGAAUAAUAGAAACACGAGCCGAGCGUGAAGUACCAAGAAGUGAAAUGGUAGAAGAAAUCAGAAAAGAAUUGGCUAAUUUAUAAUAUUUAUUGUUCAUUCUCAUGAAAAUCUGGACUAGAUAACAGGGAAGAAACUCGAUAUAAACUUUACUCUUAAAUUAUCAAAUAAUGAGGUUUAUAACAGGGUGGCAUCUCCUCAGUUACAACACACCUUUUUAUGGUAUCAACACCCACCACGCUCCUUUGCUACUGAAAAAUACAAAUUUUAAAACUCUUGUAUAUUUUUUUGAAUAUGUCAUGUCCUUCGAGCUACACACAAAAUGUUUCAUUGUUAUUCUAAAUACACAAGUCAUAUAUUGUUUACUUGUCAUUGGUGCAUUUUUCUGUUAUUUUCGGUUCUCCUAUUAGUGUUUAACGUGAUCCUAUAAAAUCAUCGAUUGAUUUUAUUUCAACGUUAGACCAAAAUCAAUCAGUUAUUUACUGAACUAACAAUUACUUGUAGAAUACUGUUUGUAUAUUUGAGAAUAAUGAUAAAGCUCAACUGUCUUCAAUAUUUAGUCUAAUAAAAAUUAGACCUAUACAAAAAUUAAAGAAAUUGAGUUAUAAUUUAGAAGAGAUAAUAGAUGUAUCAUUAUGGUAGAGGAAUAUAAUUUAUUAUGAUGAUAUUAAGUAAGGUGUUUAUUGUAUAUACAAUGAAUCAAUGUUUGUCUAUAUUGCUUUGUAUUUUGUUCUAUGUGGAAAUGUAAAUCAU
This is a messenger RNA of Patella vulgata (common limpet), 2895 nucleotides long. Its product is annotated as histidine--tRNA ligase, cytoplasmic. Gene Ontology annotation, cellular component: mitochondrion; cytoplasm. Gene Ontology annotation, molecular function: identical protein binding; histidine-tRNA ligase activity; ATP binding. The coding region runs from base 639 to 2228 and encodes 529 amino acids. The transcript has 13 exons. The record is from RefSeq and is a predicted model, not a curated record. Lineage: Eukaryota; Metazoa; Mollusca; Gastropoda; Patellidae. Gene Ontology annotation, biological process: histidyl-tRNA aminoacylation; mitochondrial translation.